Molecule: messenger RNA, 1528 nt
Organism: Cucurbitaria berberidis CBS 394.84
Lineage: Eukaryota; Fungi; Ascomycota; Dothideomycetes; Pleosporales; Cucurbitariaceae
Product: eukaryotic translation initiation factor 3 subunit F
Exons: 3
Coding region: 62-1102 (346 amino acids)
Biological process (GO): translational initiation
Cellular component (GO): eukaryotic translation initiation factor 3 complex, eIF3m
Molecular function (GO): translation initiation factor binding; translation initiation factor activity; metallopeptidase activity
Source: RefSeq, a predicted model, not a curated record
GACGACCCCCCUCCCCUUCGCCAACGCCUUUCACCAACACGCGGCAGGCAGUCAUUCGAAUAUGGCCGGCAACGACUCUUUCCUCCAUCUGGCGCGCCCGCUCGGCCCAGCCCCCAUCGGCGCUCAGCCAUCGACUGCGCCGCUGAACGUUGCCAUCCAGCCCCAGGCUGUCUUCUCCAUACUCGAUCACUCGCUCCGCCGCCCGGCCGACCAAGAACGCGUCAUUGGCACCCUGCUCGGCACCCGCAGCGAAGAUGGCACUGAGAUCGAAAUCAGGAAUUGCUAUGCCGUCCCGCACACCGAGACCGCCGAGCAGGUCGAGGUAGACAUGGACUACCAGAAGCAAAUGCUUGCCCUGCACCUCCGCGCAAACCCCCGCGAAGUCCUCGUCGGCUGGUAUGCCACCAGCAGCGACCUAAACACCUUCUCUGCUCUCAUCCAAAACUUCUACAGCCAGCAAGGCGAUGGUACAUGGCCCCAUCCCGCGGUCCAUCUCACCGUGUCGACAGUGCCGGGCCAGGAGAUUGAGUCACGGACAUACAUUUCUGCGCCCAUUGGCGUGACUGCCGAGCGUGCCGCAGACUCGUGUCUGUUCAUCCCGGUACCCCACGAAAUCAAGUACGGCGAGGCAGAGAAGUCAGGCCUGGAACUCAUUUCGUCGGCCAAGGAUCGCGAAGACAAGUCACAGGAGAUCCUCACCGACCUCGACUCGUUGGAGCGCGCCAUUAUUCACGUUUUGGACAUGCUUGAGCGCGUGUCAAACUACGUCAACAACGUCCUGGAUGAGGAGGCAGAGCCAUCAUCAGCACUAGGACAAUUCUUGAUGAACGCCCUCAGCCUGGCACCCAAAGUGGACCCUGCCGACAUUGAGCGCGACUUCAACGCACACAUCCAAGACGUCCUCGUCGUAUCCUACCUUGCCAACACGAUUCGCACACAAAUCGACCUUUCCAACCGCCUCGCAACCGCCGCCCUCACUCUUGGUGGUGGUGAUGCUCUCGCAGGGGACGCCCAGAAAGAAGGCGGUGACAACAGGGGUAAAGGUGGGGAUCGACGGGGUGGCGGUAAAGGCAGGGGCCAACAGAGGCAACAGGAAGCAUGAGGAUGAAAUUUUGAGAGAUAGUUAGAAGAGCUUGGGAUUGGCGUUUGACGAAGGCACGUCUGUAGGUCGGUCGAAAUCCGGUCCGGCAAAGACGUUGCAGACCUUGAACGAGGUCGACACUGCGCCGAGAGAUGUGCAAUUGGAGUGAACCGAGACAUGCGACAUGAUGAUGAACGGAUGGCAAGUGCAGAGCUGGCAAAGUGUGGGUGAAUAUGAGGCUUUGUAUGAUUAUUGCAGGCCUAUCAAACAAGCAUUAGACCGAGCUCUUCAAGAAGCUCCGGCAAUAAACACUAUAAGACAACGAGUUUUGCAUCCAAUCUGAAUGUUCCCUGUAAUUAAUUUUCUUUAUUAACGAAUGACACUCCUAGGCUGAGACGCAAUGAUGAACACCGGGGAUAACAUCUUAAAUUAAGUAGAACAAACGCC